GCUCCGUCCUCAUCUCGACCGUGAGCUCAAAGACGAAGUGACAAAACCGAACCUCACACCACGUUCCGCCUUCUCGUUUAAAGCCACACAACAACCCAGAGACGUCAACACGAGUACUGCCUCUUGAAGCAACGUGCCGCCAUGGACAAGGAUGGAGGAGGACUGCGCAUCCCAGAGCGGCUGCCGCUGCUGCUCUCCGCCGACACGGUGCUGCUGCCGGGGGCCAGCGCCCGACUCGGGGUCGGCUCGGCCCGCAACAUGGGGAUGGUGCGGGCACGGCUGCUGCGCGGCGCCUCGCUCCGGAGCACGGUGAUCGGGGUCCUGCCCCACGCGGCAGAGCCUGCGGACGACGACGAGGACGUGCAGGGUCUGGACGAGCGGGUGGGCACUGCCGCCGUAGUGGUGCAGGUGACGGGCAGCAACUGGCCGCGCCCGCACUACACCCUGCUCGUCACGGGCCUGUGCCGCUUCCGUGUGCUCGCUGUGCGCCGCCAGCACCCCUACAUCCUCGCCGACGUGCAGCAGCUCGACCGCCUGGGGCCCGGUCCCGACCUCGAGAACGGGCAGCCUGGAGCCGGCGGUGAUGGCCGCGAGACUUCGGAGAGCAGCGCUGAGCUGACGGAACUAACGGAGACGUUCUACAAGCACGCGCGCAAGCUGGCAGGAAUGCUGGACAUGUCUGUGCCUGUGGUGGCUCAGCUGCGCCGUCUGCUGGACAGCCUGCCCUCUGAGGACCUCCCCGACAUCGUGGCCUCCAUCGUGCGCACGUCCCGCGCUGAGAAGCUGCAGGUGCUGGAGGCGGUGGAACUGGAGGAGCGGUUCCGCCGGACCAUCCCUCUGCUGGUUCGACAGAUUGAGGGUGUCAAACUCAUCAACAAGGCGAGGAGGAGUGACUCCUCCCUCCUGGACAACAAGGUGCUGCCGGGGAGGCUGGUGCGGCGCGAGGGUGCAGCAGCGCUGGGUGGCAGGAAGGCCCUCCUGGACCUGAGCGGGGAGGAUGGGGACGAGGAGGAAGACGACAUCGCAUCUCUUGAGAGGAAGGUGCGGAGCUGCGGCAUGACCGACGUCGCCCUCCGAGUUUGCGCCAAGGAAAUCAAAAGACUAAGAAAGAUGCCACAGACGAUGCCAGAAUUUGCCCUCACUCGGAACUACCUGGAGCUCAUGGUGGAGUUGCCCUGGAGCAAGUGCACGACCGACCGCCUGGACCUGGCGGCGGCUCGGGUCCUCCUCGACAACGACCACUACGGACUGGAGCGGCUCAAGCAGCGCGUGCUCGAGUACCUGGCCGUGCGCCAACUGCGGCCCGGCCUGCGUGGCCCCAUCCUGUGCUUCGUGGGGCCGCCCGGCGUGGGCAAGACGAGCGUGGGGCGCUCCAUCGCGCGAACGCUCGGACGGGAGUUCCACCGCAUCUCGCUCGGGGGCAUCUGCGACCAGUCCGACAUCCGCGGGCACAGGCGGACGUAUGUGGGGAGCAUGCCGGGGCGCGUGAUCAGCGGGAUGAAGGCGGUGGGAGUGCGCAACCCGGUUUUCCUGCUCGACGAGGUUGACAAGCUGGGCAAGGGGAUACAGGGAGAUCCGGCCGCAGCGCUACUCGAGGUUCUGGAUCCUGAGCAGAACAGCACCUUCACAGACCACUACCUCAACGUACCCUUCGACCUCUGCCAGGUGCUAUUCAUUGCCACGGCAAAUUCGACAGCAAGCAUCCCACCAGCCCUGCUUGACCGCAUGGAGAUCAUCCAGGUGUCAGGCUACACUCAGGAGGAGAAGGUGGAGAUCGCUUGCCGCCACCUGGUGCCAAAACAGCUGGAGCAGCACGGGCUCACAGAGGCCCAGCUGAGCAUUCCUUCAGACUCCGUUGCCCUCAUCGUCAGCAGAUACACGCGCGAGGCCGGCGUGCGCUCACUCGAGCGCAAGGUGGCGGCCGUGUGCCGUGCCGUGGCCGUCAAGGUGGCCGAGAGCCGGAGGCCCAAGUCUGAAAACGCAGGGUCGCAUGAGUCAGGUCAAGAUCACGCAAAAGCCGACCUGCAGGAUGACCUUGGAUCCGCAGAGAGUCAGGAGAAGAUACAGCAUCGUCCAAUUGACCUUUGCGACCCCCCGGAAAUGCCCAUUGUCAUCGACGCUCAAGCCCUCAAAGACAUCCUCGGGCCACCUGCCUAUGAGAUGGAGGUGUCGGAGCGCUUGAGUCAGCCCGGGGUGGCCAUCGGGCUUGCGUGGACCCCCGUGGGUGGGGAGAUCAUGUUUGUGGAGGCGACGCGGGCAGAGGGAGAUGGGCAGCUCACGCUGACCGGCCAGCUGGGCGAGGUGAUGAAGGAGUCCGCUCACCUGGCCAUCAGCUGGCUCCGCAGUAACGCCCGCACGUACGGCCUCGUCAGCGCGUCCGGAGGGGCCGACCCGCUCGACGGCUGGGAUGUUCACCUGCACUUCCCAGCGGGUGCCGUCACCAAGGACGGCCCGUCGGCCGGCGCCGCUAUAGCCGUGUGCCUCGCCUCGCUCCUCAGCGGGCGCACUGCCCGCUCAGACACGGCCAUCACCGGGGAGAUCACCCUGCGUGGCCUCGUGCUGCCGGUGGGUGGCAUCAAAGAGAAGGUGUUGGCGGCCCACCGCGCGGGGCUCAAGCGUGUGGUGCUGCCACGGCGCAACGAGAAGGACCUGGAGGAGGUGUCGCGCGUCGUGCGUGACCAGCUGGACGUGGUGCUGGCGCGCACGCUGGAAGACGUGCUCAACGCCACCUUCAGCGGCGGAUUCCCCACGCAGACUCCCAGCCUCAUUAACAGCAAGCUGUAAAUGACACCCGAGUGCCACCUGCAUUCACCGACACUCAAGUCACUUACCCACGGUCAGCAAAUCACAGCAUCUCUCGAUGACUGAGAUGACGAUUCGAGUAGUCUAUUUUAAGAUUAUUUGUGAGCCUAUCACAGCACUUAAUUUAAGUAGUUUCGUAUUUAAUUAUGCACAUUCUACAAGUUUGUGUAUUUACACACUGAUGAGACAUUUUCGGCCAAUACAGUAACAUCCGCACCUGAAGGCUUGAAUAUGUUUAAAUUGUUAAAAUGGGCGAAACUUUUUCCUGCCAAGCACUUGGUCAAAAUUAGUUGCUGUUGCCUCCAAGACUCAGAUGGGCUCCAAGCCGCUUGGGGCAUAAAACUGCUGACUCGGUAAUUUCCCUUCUGCCAAUCACCACCCCCUUGACAUGGCUAAACAAUUGUGAUUAUUAAGGAACAAUGAAGGUGAAUAUUAACAAUGCUUCUUAAGAUUACACAUUUCAAUGGCAAUUCAAUUGAAAAUUGUUUAGUAAUCACGUUCUUCAAGCUGCUGGUUAUAAAUAUUGUAAAAAUGUAGAUUUAAAUAAACUUUAAGAUUGUAAUGCAGGAAAUUAAAUUAAAAAUGUGCCUAAUAAAAAAACAUUUUAAUCAUUUAA
Lethenteron reissneri (Far Eastern brook lamprey) is the source of this 3418-nucleotide messenger RNA. RefSeq names its product lon peptidase 2, peroxisomal (gene LONP2). Gene Ontology annotation, biological process: protein quality control for misfolded or incompletely synthesized proteins; protein catabolic process. The record is from RefSeq and is a predicted model, not a curated record. NCBI's taxonomy places the organism in Eukaryota, Metazoa, Chordata, Hyperoartia, Petromyzontiformes, Petromyzontidae. Gene Ontology annotation, molecular function: serine-type endopeptidase activity; ATP-dependent peptidase activity; ATP binding.